This is a messenger RNA of Exophiala bonariae, 2004 nucleotides long. RefSeq lists its product as uncharacterized. Gene Ontology annotation, cellular component: Golgi apparatus. Bases 1 to 2004 code for a protein of 667 amino acids. Gene Ontology annotation, molecular function: alpha-1,3-mannosyltransferase activity. The record is from RefSeq and is a predicted model, not a curated record. The transcript is spliced from 3 exons. NCBI's taxonomy places the organism in Eukaryota, Fungi, Ascomycota, Eurotiomycetes, Chaetothyriales, Herpotrichiellaceae. Gene Ontology annotation, biological process: protein O-linked glycosylation.
AUGCAGAAUCCGCCCAAGGAAGGAAGAAUGCAUCCAGGGUUAUCGGGUCUUGACCACAAGCGUUAUCGCCGAAUAAUCUGUAAAAGAAGGCUGCUAAUCUUCACCGUUGUACUCGUCGGCACCUUCUUCCUGUGGCAUGCUCUGGGAGGAACGUCACCUUCGGGAUCUGAAACGCGGCGGUAUUCGAAAGACCUGAAGACAUACCCCAAGAGGACAGAUAUUCCAGAGAGCGAGUGGAAAGAGACCAGCGUCGUCCUUGCUGUGCCAUUGAAGGUUGGGGCACCGGACAACCAGACACCGACGUCGAGGAUAGUCACAGCAUUGAGAAAACCAGAUGGCGACAAUAAAGUAUCCUCCAAUGCAAACUUGCAUCCCAAGGAUUUCUCGAUAAUUGGUCAGCAUGCGCGAGUCGAAACACGAUCCUUGGCCAAACAACAGCAACUCGGAUCUUUGCCAUUCCAGCGCCAGCCCGAGAUGGAGGCUGCACUGAGUCGUGUGGUCACAAGCCUGCCGGGUGAGAUGCAUAUGCGUGAUCUCCUUAGGCCAGUCGAAGGGACAGGAAAGGAAAAACUUCACGAGAUGGGUCUCCGUACUCGAUCCUACGGAGAGUUCUUCCAGAUCUGGGAAGACUUGCAUAUUGUGUCAGAUCCUGAUGGAACAUCAUAUGUCAGAAAUGAUAUAGUGCAAUAUUUGACUAGACUGAGAGAAAGCCCUGGCCUCGCGACCCAAGGGGCUGGGAUUUUUUCAUCAAUGACAACCGGGCAAAUCAUCAGGACUUACGAAACUUACAGGCACUUUUUGGCGAAGUUCGGGCAGCUGUUGUUUCCCUAUACAUCACCGUUCUUUCCCGACCAUAUGUCGUUACAUCUCCAAUUCAAGAACGCACAACGAGGGAUAGUUUUGACAGCAGGUGAUGACCAAGCCCACUUUCUGAUGACGACCAUUUACUCAUUCCGAAAGCUUGGCUGCACCUUACCCAUUGAGGUGAUGUAUCUCGGCGACUCGGACCUUUCAGAAGACUAUCGUGCAGAGCUAGAGGCUAUUGAGGGUGUUGUCACUCGAGAUGUAUCUCAAAUGGUAAAUGACGAAGGUUGGAAGCUGGCAGGGUGGGCCAUCAAAGCGUUUGCGAUUCUUUUUUCCAGUUUCCGGGAAGUCAUAUUCAUCGACGCCGACAGUGCAUUUUUCCAAGACCCAGCGGUGCUUUUCGACGAUCUAGAGUAUCAAAAAACCGGGGCUCUUUUCUUCAAAGACCGGCUGAUGAUGCCCGAGUCCAAGAAGCGAUGGGUGCAGCAAGUGCUACCCAAGCCGUUCUCACCACAGGUGAAACAGAACCGAUUCUGGACCGGCGAGAGCGCACACAUGCAAGAGUCAGGUGUUGUUGUUGUCGACAAAUGGAAGCACUUUCUCUCCAUGCUGUUGGUGACAAGAAUGAAUGGCCCUGACCGUGAUGGCGAUGAAGACCAAGGGAUCGUCGGGGUAUACGACAUGGUAUAUGGCGAUAAAGAAACCUUCUGGUUAGGUUGGGAACUUAGUGGCGAUUUCAAAUACGCAUUCCACAAGGGGGAUGCAGGGACUAUGGGCGUUGUUAAUCAAACCCAUCACGUUGACAUUGAAGUUGAGACCUCGUCAGAAGAAGAUCAUACAGGAGAUCAACAGAGAGAUCAACACCACCAGGGCCACGAUGGGCCAUCAAACGACAAUUUCACCAUCUGCGCACCACAAUUGCUUCACCUGGACACCAACGGCAAACCCCUCUGGUUCAACGGUUGGGUCCUCGACAAUAAAUUUGCCGACAAGUCACACAAGCAAUUCGCAGUAUUUGAGGAUUAUGUGGUAGAGCCGCACAACUGGGUUGGUGAGGAUGCAUGGCAGCUACAGCAGGACAAUCAAUGCUGCUUGACGACUUAUCCGGGGCUGAAGUUUGAAUUUACGAAAGCCGAGAAAGGAGUGCUCAGCAUGAUCAUCGACCGAGCUAAAGACAUUGAGGCUGCGGUUUUGUCAUAG